Anguilla anguilla (European eel) is the source of this 11129-nucleotide messenger RNA. RefSeq lists its product as uncharacterized. The record is from RefSeq and is a predicted model, not a curated record. The transcript is spliced from 86 exons. Gene Ontology annotation, molecular function: carbohydrate binding. NCBI's taxonomy places the organism in Eukaryota, Metazoa, Chordata, Actinopteri, Anguilliformes, Anguillidae. Bases 1038 to 10682 code for a protein of 3214 amino acids.
AUGAAGUAUGCACCAGAAAGAGAUUUGUUUUGUGGGGUUAUUACUGUAGCUCUUAAUCUGAAUUCAGUGUGAUUCAUUAAGAGUAGUAAAUUUUGACUCAUGUACAGUACAGUAAUCUGUACAGUAAUCUUCUUGCCCAGUCUAUUCAUUUUCACAUAUGUGACUGUUGAAGACCUGUAACCGGUUGUGAACAUAUCUGAUCUUUAAUUAGUGGAAGAAAUUUAUGUUAAGAACAGGAACUGAAUACACGCCUGCUUUUACGCUUGUUGAACCAAGCCUGCGGUUUUCCUCAGACCAUCUCAUCAAACCUCAAAACGUCAUGAAACGUUGCCUGUAAUAGAACUCGGGUGAAUAAAAUGAGCAGAAUCAAACAUGGGGAACUUGGAACGUUCGGGAAGGCCGCUGGCCUGUCCUCCUAAUGUUUCCAUUUCAGCUCUGAGGAUUUGCGCCCGUUAACGAUGGGUACUGGGAUCUGUUGAGCUGCACCGCCGACCGACGUGGAGAAUGGAUUGCUCUCACAUCGAGCGUGGUAGACUGCAGAGGGAUGCCGGCUCACACACUGAGCGUGUGUGUGAGCAUUCUCCGAAACAUCAGGUGGACAGUCUGUUUAGUAGUUGCUUGGAGAUUCACUCUUUCAGUGUACUGUUGAAACCUUGGUAAUUAUGCACACAAUCCCAGUGGAAUUUGGGUUAACAUGGUGGCUUCAUCUUAAUCACAUUUGCUUUUAAGAAAAUGACACGCACGCACACACAUACACGUCUCUCCUCACCUGGCACACUUCUGUUGUACUGGAUCACUUGCCUUUUAAUGUCUUUUCAUUUGAAAGGACAAAUGCAAAUCACCUGCUUGUUAUGAGUGGUUAUGGCAUGUUUGACGACUGCCUGAGCCCAGGCCCCGCCCUUGGGCAGCGCUCCAGCCCCGCCCGCUGGGAACAGCAGGGUCUAUAAAAGCGAAGGUGCCCAGAUGUCCUGUGCCUGUCUCAGUGGUUCACUGGUCUCUGAUUUUCUCUGACCGGCUCUCACUGUGUGACUGUCACCAUGUGUUUCGUAUCUCCACCGGGUUACCAGACCAUCCAUGAUCCUAAAAUCCCGUAUGUGGGGCCCAUAUACGGUGGUUUGAAGACUGGAAUGUCUGUGUACUUCAAAGGAAGGGUCCUACCAAAUAACAACAGGUUCCACAUCAACCUGCAGUAUGGGGACGGGCCUCGCGCCGAUACUGCCAUGCACUUCAACCCCCGGUUCGCAGGCGGUGAGGUGGUGGUGUUUAACAGCUACCGACAUGGUGGCUGGAAAAAUGAGGAGAGGCCCCCUGGGAUGCCAUUCAUUCAGGGGGAGGCGUUUGAAAUGGUCUUCGUUGUUGCCCCAGAGGGCUACAAGGUGGUCGUAAAUGGUCAACACUACUACACGUUCAAGCACCGCAUGCCCGUGGAGCGAGUGACCACCCUGACGAUCGCUGGGGACGUCGAAAUGCAGCUCGUCAACAUCAUCGGGGGAAAACAUGGGGGCAUAUGUGGAAAUCCAGCAGAAGGAAGGAUGGUGAAAAUCCCACAUCUGGAGCGCAUACAAGGUGGUUUGAAAGUCGGGAUGUCUGUGCAUAUCCAGGGAACAGUGCCCCAGGAGCUCGACAGGUUCCACGUCAACUUGCGGUGUGGGCAUAUGAGAUGCUCGGACAUUGCCUUGCACUUCAACCCCCGGUUCGCCGGCAAUGGAGUGGUGGUGUUCAACAGCUUCCAGGGUGGAGGCUGGAGAAAUGAGGAGAGGCCCGGAGAGAUGCCCUUCACUAAGGGGGAUACCUUUGACCUCAUCAUCGCUGUCACCUCAGCGGGUUACCAGGUGACUGUAAACGAUCAACACUUCUACCUGUUCAGACACCGCAUCCCAGUGAAUCGAGUGAAUGCCCUGGAGAUUGAUGGGUGUGUCUCCGUGCAUAUGGUCAACAUCACCGGGGGAGGACAAGAAGUCAGUCUGGGACAUCGAGGUGCAAGAGAGUUGGUGGUUCAUUGCAUCCCGUUCGUGGGGUCCAUCUCUGGCGGUUUGAGGGUGGGGAUGUCUAUACUCUUCUACGGAACGGUUCACCAAAACAUCAACAGGUUCCACAUCAACCUGCAGUGUGGGGAGAUGAGAUGCUCUGACAUAGCCAUGCACUUCAACCCCCGGUUCGCCGGCGAUGGGGUGGUGGUGUUCAACAGCUACCGGCACGGAUGGAAAAAUGAGGAGAGGGUCGCUCAGCCCUUCAGUAAGGGAGAGGACUUCGAGCUGGUCUUCAUCAUCACGUCAGAGGGCUACCAGGUGAACGUAAACGGUCAAGGCCUGCACUUGUUCAGGCACCGCAUGCCGGUGGAACGAGUGAAAGCCCUGGCGAUUGCGGGAGACGUCAGCAUUAAGACGGUCAACAUCAUCGAGGGAGAACCAGUACCAGAAGGUCAAGUUGGAAGAGCGAUAGUGGCCAUCCCUCAUGUGAGGACCAUCCGUGGCGGUCUGAGGGUGGGGAUGACUCUGCUCUUCAAGGGAAUGGUUCUCCCGAAUAUCAACAGGUUCGCCAUCAACCUGAAGUAUGGGGAGGCAGGUGGCUCUGAUAUUGCCUUGCACUUCAACCCCCGGUUCGAUGGCACAGAGGUGGUGGUGUUCAACACCUUCCGAAAAUGCCACUGGGAAAAUGAGGAGAGGCCUGGAGAUAUGCCCUUCCGUAAGGGAGAGGAGUUUGAGCUGACCAUUCUUGUCACCGCGGAGGGCUUCCAGGUGAAUGUAAACGGUAACGCCUUCCACCUGUUCAAGCACCGCAUGCCUCUGGAGCGAGUGAGCACCCUGGUGAUCGUAGGGGACGUCUCCAUGCAGGUCGUUGACAUCAUCGAGGGAGGACAAGAAGUCAUUCCUCAACCUCGUGGGAAAAUUGAGAUUUUGAAAGCACCGUAUGUGAGGCCUAUCUUUGGCGGCUUCAGGCCGGGGAUGGCUGUGUACUUCCAGGGAGCGAUUCCGCAUCAGAUCAACAGGUUCUGCCUCAACUUCAACUGUGGGGAGUUGGCAUGCUGCGACAAGGCCUUACACUUCAACCCCCGCUUCAGACCCAUGGAGGUGGUUGUGUUCAACGACUACCGACGCGGCAGGUGGAGAUCAGAAGAAAGGGUCGCUGAGAUGCCCUUCACUAAGGGCAAGAGCUUUGAGAUGGUCAUCACUAUCACCACAGUGGGCUACCAGGUGAACGUAAACGGUCAUCACUUCUACACGUUCAAGCAUCGCAUGCCUGUGGAGCGUGUGUACUUCCUGGAGAUCGCAGGGGAAGUUGCUGUGCAGACUCUCAACAUCAUCGAGGCAGGAGAAGGAGAGAUUGAGGGACCAGGUGUAAGAGAGCUGCAGAUUAAGAGAAUCCCACAUGUGGGGUCCAUCUUUGGCGGUUUGAGGGUGGGGAUGACUCUGCUCUUCCGGGGAACAGUUCACUGUGAGAUCAACAGGUUCCACAUCAACCUGCAGUGUGGGGAGAUGAGAUGCUCUGACAUAGCCAUGCACUUCAACCCCCGGUUCGCCGGCGAUGGGGUGGUGGUGUUCAACAGCUUCCGGCACGGAUGGAAAAAUGAGGAGAGGGUCGCUCAGCCCUUCAGUAAGGGAGAGAACUUCGAGCUGCUCUUCAUCAUCACGUCAGAGGGCUACCAGGUGAAAGUAAACGGUCAAGACCUGCACUUGUUCAGGCACCGCAUGCCGGUGGAACGCGUGAAAGCCCUGGUGAUUGCGGGAGACGUCACCAUUAACUUCGCCCAAAUCAUCGGGGGAGAACCAGGAGGAUGCAUACCAGAAGUUCCAGUUGGAGGAGAGCUGGUGAGCAUCCCCUGCAUCCGGCACGUCCCUGGCGGUUUGAAGGUGGGACUGUCUCUGUACUUCAAGGUUGUGAUACCCAAUGAGCUCGACAGGUUCCACAUCAACCUGCAGUGUGGGGAGAAGGAAGGCGGAGACAUAGCCAUGCACUUCAACCCCCGGUUCGCCGGCAACGGGGUGGUGGUGUUCAACACCUUCCGACAAGGCGGCUGGGAAAAUGAGGAGAGGCCCACUGAGAUGCCCUUCCUUAAGGGGGAGACCUAUGACAUAGUCAUUGUGAUCACCUCAGCGGGCUUCCAGGUGAACGUAAACGGCGUGCACUUCUACACGUUCAAGCACCGCAUGCCGGUGCAGAAAGUGGGUUCCCUGGCGGUGGCUGGGGACGUCUCCUUGCUGGCCCUCAACAUCAUCGGGGGAGGACCAGGAGGCUUCCAGGAACAUCCAGGAAAGUUGGCGAACACCCCAUAUGUGCGACCCAUCUUCGUCAGUCUGAGGUCAGGGAUGUCCUUGUACGUCCAGGGAACGGUUCCUCAACAGAUCACCCGGUUCCACAUCAACUUCAAGUGUGGGAAGUCGCCAGGCUCUGACAUAGCCUUACACUUCAACCCCCGGUUCUGUCCCUGUGAGUUGGUGGUGUUCAACAGCCUCGUGCGCCGCCAGUGGAAGAAGGAAGAAAGAGUCCGUGAGAUGCCCUUCCAAAAGGGGGAGGACUUUGAGCUGCUCAUCAAUAUCACCUCAGAGGGAUACCAGGUGAUCGUGAACGGUCAAGUUUUCUACACGUUCAUGCACCGCAUGCCCGUGGGGCGAGUGACCGCCGUGGAGAUUGAAGGGGACGUCUUUGUGCAGACCGUCGACUUCAUUGAGGGAGGACGAGGCGAUGGACGUGUUGGAGAGAUCAUGAUUUCAAAAAUCCCAUAUGUGGGGCCCAUCUCCGGUGGUUUGAGGCCGGGGAUGUCACUGUUCUUCCAGGGGACAGUUCUUGAUCGGAUCAACAGGUUCCACAUCAACCUGCAAUGUGGGCAGAUGAAAUGCUCUGACAUAGCCUUACACUUCAACCCCCGGUUCAGACACCAUGAGAUGGUGGUGUUCAACAGCUUCCAGCACGGAUGGAAACGAGAGGAGAGGGUCCAUACGAUGCCCUUCCGCAAGGGGGCGAGCUUUGAGCUGGUCAUCGCUGUCACCCCAAUCGGCUACCAGGUGCUCGUAAAUGGUCUUGAGUUCUACUUGUUCAGGCACCGCAUUCCCAUUGACAAAGUAAGAGCUCUUGAGAUUGCUGGCGACGUCACUGUUCAGACCUUCACCAUCAUCAAGGGAGAGGAGGAAAUCCCGGCACAACCAGAUCUAAAAGAAGUAUUGGACGUCCCCUGUGUGAGGCCCAUCACUGGCGGGUUGAGGGGAGGGAUGACUGUGCAAGUCAAGGGAACGAUUCCCAGUGAUAGCAACAGGUUCAGCAUCAAUCUGGACUGCGGGGAGAAGGAAGGCUGUGACAAUGCCUUACACUUCAAUCCCCGGUUCGAUUCCAAUUUGGUGGUGUUCAACACCUUCCGGAACGGCGGCUGGGAAAAUGAGGAGAGGCCCACUGAGAUGCCCCUCAGUAAGGGACAGGACUUUGAGGUCUUCAUCAUUGUCACCUCUGGCGGCUACCAGGUGAAGGUCAACGAUCAGAUCUUCUACUUGUUCAGGCACCGCAUGCCAGUCCGGAGAGUUCAGGCGGUGCGCAUUGUUGGGGACGUCUCCCUGCACCUCGUCAACAUCUUCGGGGGAGAAGGAGGCAUUGCGAUAUGCCCAGGUGUAAGGGAGAUUGUUCAGAAUACUCCAUACAUGCGGCCAAUCUCCAGUGGUUUGAAGGUGGGGAUGUCUGUGUACAUCCAGGGAAUUGUUCCCCAAAGGCUUGACAGGUUCCACAUCAACUUUAAGUGUGGGGAUAUGACAUGCUCUGACAUAGCCUUCCACUUCAACCCCCGGUUCUGUCCUGGUGAGGUGGUGGUGUGCAACAACUUCCGUCAGGGAUGGAAACAGGAGGAGAGGGUCCGUAAGAUGCCCUUCACUAAGGGAGAGGGCUUUGAGAUGGUCAUCCAGAUCACCUCACAGGGCUACCAGGUGAACGUGAACGGUAGCUUGUACUACACUUUCAAGCACCGCAUGCCGGUAGAUCGCGUGACCGUUCUGGAGAUUGGAGGGAAGGUGUUUGUGCAGACCGUCAACAUCAUCGGGGGUGUACAGCGGGGUGUGCGGGAUCUGGGUUUGGAAGAGCUGGUGGUUAAUAGCAUCCCGUUCGUGGGGCCCAUCACCAGGGGUUUGAAGGUGGGCACGGCUCUGUUCUUCCAAGGAACGGUUCACCGUAAUAUCAAAAGGUUCCACAUCAACUUGCGGUGUGGGCAGUUGAGAUGCUCUGACAUUGCCUUACACUUCAACCCCCGGUUCGGAGCUAGCGACGUGGUGGUGUUCAACAAUUUCCGCCAUGGAUGGAAGAACGAGGAGAGGGUCGCUAAGAUGCCCUUCACCAAGGGCGAGAGCUUUGAGACGAUCAUCGCUGUCACCUCAGAGGGCUUCCAGGUGAUCGUAAAUGGCGUCCUCUUCUACCUGUUCAAGCACCGCAUCCCGGUGGAGCGAGUGAGAGCCCUGGAGAUCGGCGGGGGCGUGUCCAUUCAGGCCGUCCGCAUCGUCCGCACGAACACACCAUACAUACGCCCCAUCUCUGGCGGUUUGAAGCCAGGAAUGUCUAUAACCUUACAGGGAACUGUCCCGCAUCAGGCCGACAGGUUCAGCGUCAACCUGCUGUUUGGGGACGCUGACGGCCCUGACAAUGCCUUCCACUUCAACCCCCGAUUCAAGCCCUCCGAGGUGGUGGUGUUCAACUCCGCCCGCAGCGGCAGCUGGGAAGAGGAGGAGAGGGUGUAUCGGAUGCCCUUCACUAAGGGGGGCAGCUUUGAGAUAGUCAUCACUGUCACCCUUGAGGGAUACCAGGUGGAAGUAAACGGUCAGCCCUUCUACUUGUUCAAGCACCGCAUACCCGUGGAACAAGUGAAAUCCCUGGAAAUUCAUCAGGACGUCUCCAUACAUGAUAUCAACAUCUUUGAGGGAGAACCUGGUGCCAUUGGGCCAGUUCCAAGUGGGCUAGAAGAGAUGAAAAUACCAUAUGUGCGGUCUUUCCCUAAUGGAUUGAAGUGGGUGACGGGUCUUGUCUUCCUGGGAAGAGUUCCCAGUAACAUUUCGAGGUUCAGCUUCAACUUGAUGUGUGGGGACACAAAAGACAUAGCGUUACACUUCAACCCCCGGUUCGAUCCCGAUGUGGUGGUGUUCAACACCUUCCGGGGCGGCAGCUGGGAGAAUGAGGAGAGGCCCACUGAGAUGCCCCUCCGUAAGGGGGAGGACUUUGAGAUCUUCAUCCUUAUAAAAUCGCAAGGCUACCAGGUGAUCGUAAACGGUCAAAAGUUCUAUGUGUUCAAUCACCGCAUCCCACUGGAGCAAGUGACCAGCCUGGAGAUCAGAGAGGAGGUGACCCUGUACAGCGUCGAAGUUAUAGAGGAAGAAGUGCCAUUCUGUCCAGAUGUGCCAACUGUAUGUCCUGAGCCAGCUGUGGGUGAGCCGCUUGUUGGUAACCUCCCGUAUCUGCGGCCCGUCUCUGGCAGUCUGAAGCCGGGGAUGUCUGUGUACUUCCAGGGAACCCUUCCCCAGAAGAUCAGAAGCUUCCAUAUCAACUUCCGGUGUGGGGACCUGAAAACCGGAGACGUAGCCUUCCACUUCAGACCCUGGUUCUGUCCCUGUGAGGUGGUGGUGAUGAACACCAUGCAGAACGGAGGCUGGCAGACGGAGGAGAGGGUCACCAAGAUGCUCUUCAGCAAGGGGGCGGGCUUCGAGAUGAUCAUCCUCAUCACAUCAGAGGGCUAUCAGGUGACCAUAAACGAUUCCAACUUCCACCUGUUCAACCACCGCAUACCUGUGGAGCAAGUGACUGCCAUCGAGAUCGGCGGGGACGUCUCUGUGCAGACUGUCGAUAUCAUCGAGGGUAUACCGAUUGGUGUCCCGAUUUGUCCAGGAGGGCUAAUAGACACGGAUAUACCGACUGGUGUCCCGAUUUGUCCAGGAGGGCUAAUAGACACGGAUGAUGAAACAGAUGAGGAAGUACUCCCUGAGAAAGAGGUGGUCAUUUGUAAAAUCCCACAAGUGCGGUCCUUCCCCAGUGGUUUGACCCUGGGGAUGAUUCUGGUCAUCGAGGGAAUUGCUCCCAUUGAUGUCCCCGGGUUCGCCAUUAACUUCAAAGGCGAGGAGCCGGGUGACAUAGCCUUGCACAUAAACAUCCGCUUCGAGCCCUCACCGGGGGUGGUGGUGUUCAACACCUUCCGCGGCGGCAACUGGGAACAGGAGGAGAAGCCCGACGGGAUGCCCUUCCGUCAAGGGGAGAAAUUUCUUCUGGUCAUCAGCAUAACCGCAGAGGGCUUCCAGGUGAACGUGAAUGGUAGUCUGUUCCACUUGUUCGUGCACCGCAUACCAGUGAAUCUAGUGACUUCCCUGGAGGUGGAUGAGGACUUCUACAUUAGUAUCGCUGAGCCAGUACCAGAAGUCAAAAAGGAAGAGCCAGAAGAAAAACAAACAGUGUAUGUGCAGCCCCUCACCGGCGGUUUGAAGGAAGGGUGGUCUCUCUACUUCCAGGGAAAAGUACCUACUGACCUCAAGAGGUUUGCCAUAAAUCUGCUCUGCGGUGAAGCGGAAGGCUCUGACAUAGCCUUGCAUUUCAAUCCCCGGUUCGAUGGCGGUGUGGUGGUGUUCAACACCUUCCAGGGCGGCAGCUGGAAUGAUGAGGAGAAGCCUGACGGGAUGCCCUUCCGUAACGGAGAGGACUUUGAGCUGCUCAUCACGAUCACCUCAGAGGGUUACCAGGUGAACAUCAACGGUAGCCCCUUCUACUUAUUCAAACACCGCAUACCAGUGGGACAAGUGACAGCCCUACAGAUCGUUGAAAAAGUCUCAAUACAGACCAUCAGAAUUAUCGAGGAAAGUGUCCCGGAAGAACCUGAUAAAGAAGAAGAGGUUGUGGUUAGUGUCCCCAAGUUCGUGCAGCCCAUUGCCGGCGGCUUGAAGACUGGGACGUCUAUGUUCUUCCAGGGAACCAUUCCAGACGGCACGGACAGCUUCAGCAUCGACCUGCCUUGUGGGGACCAGCCAGGCUCGGACAUCGCCUUACGCUUCACCGUCCGGCUGGAUACAUCGGUGCUGGUGUUCAACAGCUUCCAGAACGGCAGCUGGGAACAGGAGGAGACAGUCAACGAGAUGCCCUUCUUAGUGGGCGAGAACUUUGAGCUGAUCUUCAUUAUCACCACCGAGGGCUACCAGGUGGUCAUAAACAGUAAGGUGUACUACUUGUUCAAGCACCGCAUAUCAGUGGAUCUGGUGAUAACCGUGCAGAUCGAAGGAGGCGUCUCCAUGCGGGAUGUUCACAAGCUUGAAGAAGUUGUUGUUAUUGAGCCGGAAGUCGAGGUCGUAGUUCCUAUUCCCCAGUAUUUGCAGACCAUCAAAAAAUUGGAGAUGGGGGCAUCUGUGUACUUCCAGGGAUCACUUCCUGCCGAUAUCAAAAGUUUCAGCAUCAGUCUGCAAUGUGGAGAAAAGGAUGGCUCUGACAUAGCGCUACACUUCAGCCCCCAGUUCGAACCCUCAGUGGCGGUGGUGUUCAACAGCUUCCAGGGCGGCGCCUGGGGAGAGGAGGAGAAGGUUGAUGAGAUGCCCUUCGUUAAGGGGGAGGCCUUUGAGCUGCUCUUGGUUAUCACCCCCGAGGGUUACCAGGUGAGCGUGAACGGUAAGCAGUUCUACCUGUUCAAGCACCGCAUAUCAGUGAGCCUAGUGAACGCCCUGCUGAUCGUUGGGGCCGUCUGCAUGGAAAACGUCACGGUCAUCGAGGUACAGAAAUACGUGCCCCACCUGCGUGGCGACAGCGUGGGGGUUAUUGAGGGCCCAGCAGUGUCUGCAGUUAUUGAAGAGAGCUUGCAGGUCUCCUCGUAUGUGCAGGCCAUUCCCCGCUUGUCUGUGGGGAUGACUUUGUACUUCCAGGGAUCAAUUCCCGAUGAUAUUGACAGGUUCAGCAUCGACCUGAUGUGUGGGGAGAGUGCAGGCAGUGACGUAGCCUUGCGCUUCAACCCCCAGUUUGAGGGUUCAGGGCUUGUGGUGUUUAACUCCUACACGAGCGGUGCCUGGGGAGAGGAGGAGAAGGUGGAAGGGAUGCCCUUCGUCAAGGGGAAGAACUUUGAACUGACCUUCGUCAUUACCUCAGAAGCAUUUCAGGUGAGCGUGAACAGCAAGUUGCUCCACGUGUUCAAACACCGCAUGGGAAUUGAUCUUGUGAGCGCCGUGCAGAUCACUGGAAACAUCUCCAUGCAGACCCUCAACAUCCAGGACACCAUAGUUGUUGAAGUUGAAGAAGAGAUGCAAUUAGAAGUAACUGAAAUGGAGGUGAUCACGGGAGAGCCAAUCUACAGCCCACCCAUUCCCUUCUCAGGCAUGAUCAAUGGCGGGAUGACUCCGAAGAAGUCCAUUGUUAUAACUGGCAGUGUGCCAGAUGGAGGCAACAGCUUUUCUUGUAACUUGGUGGCGAGCAGCAGUGGAGACAUCGCCUUCCAGCUGAGUCCGUCUGUGUCGGAGGGGGUAGUUGUGCGGAACAGCCAGCUGGGAGGGAACUUGGGGGCCGAGGAGAGAGAUGGCGAUGGCAAACUCUUCGCAGCGGGGGCUAACUUUGAGAUGGUGAUCCGCUGCGGGGCUGAAAGGUUUACAGUGUAUGUAAACGGGACGCACCUGUGCGACUUCGCCCACCGUCUCAAGCCCAUCACCCAGAUCGACAAGCUGGAGGUCACCGGGGAUGUGCAGCUGUCCUACAUACUUUUCUGAGGCUUUCUGUUCUGGUACCCUGCUCUGACGUCAUUUUUCUGAUGCCCUGCUCUGAUGUCAUUGUUCUAAAGCCCUGCUCUGAUGUCACUGCCCUGAUGUCACAGUUCUGAUGCCGUGCUUUGAUGUCACUGCUCUGAUAUCAUUGUUCUGAUGCCCUGCUCUGAUGUCACUGCUCUGAUGUCACAGUUCUGAUACCGUGCUUUGAUGUCACUGCUCUGAUAUCAUUGUUCUGAUGCCCUGCUCUGAUGUCACUGCUCUGAUGUCACAGUUCUGAUACCGUGCUUUGAUGUCACUGCUCCGAUGUCACUGGUCUGAUGCCCUGCUUUGAAGUUUCCUCACAUCUCGGCUUUUAGCUCCUCUGCCUUUCUCUAAAUAAGGCUGUUUGUUACUGGUGUUAGGGGCUGUGUUUCACUAAGUCAGUUAAUAAACAUUAUCUCGCAUUCCAAA